Messenger RNA from Nerophis lumbriciformis (worm pipefish), 894 nucleotides. The record is from RefSeq and is a predicted model, not a curated record. Lineage: Eukaryota; Metazoa; Chordata; Actinopteri; Syngnathiformes; Syngnathidae.
AUGGCAUGCUUCCUGGUGUCUGCCUUUCUUUUCAUCCUCCAAACGUUUGCUGCGCCGCAUCAGACAGGCGUAAGUUUUAACACCGAUGAAGAUGUGGCCUUGUCUCCUCCACCAGGGACCAGCAAAAGACCCCCACAUAGCAUUAUAAUUGGGGUGCGCAAAGGCGGUACAAGAGCUCUGCUUGAAAUGCUCGACAUACACCCUGAGGUUGCUGCUGCUGCAACGGAGGUGCAUUUCUUUGACUGGGAUGAGAACUAUUCCAAAGGUUUAGAAUGGUACCGUGAGCUGAUGCCCUACUCAUACCCUCACCAGAUAACAGUAGAGAAGACACCAGGAUACUUCACAUCAACUCUUGCGCCCGAACGCAUCCGCGCAAUGAACUCCUCCAUGAAGCUGCUCCUGAUCUUGCGCGACCCGGCCGAACGGGUCGUCUCUGACUACACGCAAGUGUACUUCAAUCGUCUGGAGAACCACAAGCCGGUUCAAGCCAUCGAGAACCUUCUAGUACGAAACGGUGCCCUGAAUACCCGCUACAAGGCCAUUCAAAGGAGCCUGUACGACAUCCACAUGCGCAACUGGUUGCGUUAUUUCCCUCUAGAACAGAUUCACAUUGUGGACGGGGAUUUGCUUAUUCACAACCCCUUGCCAGAACUUAAAAAAGUGGAGCAAUUCCUCAACUUGCCACCCAGGAUAGUCGCCUCCAAUUUUUACUUUAACCAGACGAAAGGUUUUUACUGCAUUCGGAGUGACGGUCGAGAGCGGUGUCUGCACGAGUCGAAGGGACGACCGCACCCUGCCGUCAACAGAACUGUGCUCCAACAACUCCGUUCUUACCUGCAGGAGCACAACAGAACCUUCUUUAGGCUGGUGAAGCGCACCUUCAACUGGCAAUAA